AUGUACGGGCUAGGCAAGAUUUGUGCGAUGGCUACUCUUACAGCGAGUUCGGCGGAGCUGACUGCGCUUCUGAAGAGCGACCCAAAACCGCAUUCUGCUGGUGCUGAGGCAGCUAUCAAUAUCGCCUUCAUCGCCCUGACUACCCUUUCCCAUUGCCUCGGCGUCAAGCUGUAUGGCAAGAUCGAACGAGUCGUCAUGUGGUUCAAACUGAGCUUACUAGUCCUUGUAUGUGUUAUGGGUGUGGUCUUGAACUUCUCCGGCGGCGGCCCGAGACAGGGAGAAUACCAUUCAAAUUAUACAACCUUCGGAUUUCCAUCGGACUGGAAGCCUAUUGGCCACGAUAAUACCACUCCUGUCCCUCUCAAGAUGACGGGCGUUCCCGACGAAGCUUUUGGCAUAUCUGGCCCCGGAGGCACACUGUUCGCUCUCAUCACUUCAAUAGUUUUAGCCAUGUUUUCUUGCUUCGGAGCAGACCUGGUCGCUAUGACUGUCGGUGAAGCAAAGAAUCCUUGGAGGGACGUGCCCAUCACCAUGUCGUUCGUCUACAUCGUUCCGCUCAGCAUAUACCCAUUUGCGAUGCUAGCCGCUGGAGCAAAUGUCAACUACGCCGACCCGCAGCUUCCGAAGAUAUGGGCGAGGGGCGACUACGCUACGAAGUCAGCGUUCGUAAUCGCGGCCGAAGAGUCUUCUAUCCACGCGCUACCGAAGGUUUUGAACGGGUUGUUCAUUAUAUCGGCAUACACUACAGCCAAUACCGAUCUCUACGCCGCAUCUCGUAGUGUGUUUAUGCUUUCACAGCAGUACCUCCCAAGGAAUAUCGCAAAGAUCUUUGGUCGGACUAACAAUGGGCAUACACCUUUGGCGGCCAUUUUGCUGUGCUCAGCACUCGGGUUCUUGUCUCUGAUAGGCUUGGCAGACAAGACUGGCUCACAGCCGCGCAUCACACUCUCCGAAUUGUACACAGGUACUGCGGCAUGCAUCUAUCUCACUCUUUGCAUCACCUUUCUGCGCUUCAAAGCUGGCCUUGACCGCUUAGCGAGGCGGCAGAUCUUCGGUCGCAAUCACCCACUCUACAUGUCACGCCUGUUCAAGUCCCGAUGGCAACCACUACCUGCAUAUAUCGGGAUCUUCGGAAGCGCCUUUGUCCUUGUAUGGUCUGGUGUUCCCCCACUGGUCAUUCUUGUUGCGAAAGGCAGCCUCACUUCCACGGACAACCUGAAAUCUACCAUCAGCUUGGCUUUCGACGUUCUUGGUGCAUAUAUCGGCCCCUUCUUGUUCGGAUCUUUGUACCUCUCGUACAAGUACAUAUUUCCCCGAACAUCCAAAGUUGACCUCCGCAACCUUACGGUGGAAGACUACGUCCUGGAAGACCUAUCCAGCAUCGAGCUCGAAGGCCCAGUCUCAGUACCGCCAGUUCCGCGGCAUCGGUUCGGUUCGUACGAGAUGGACGCCCAGCACGAUGGCAUUGUGAGUCCUCUGAGCACCUUUGAAGACCCGUUCAAGCAGGAGCAGGUGCAUCUCAGUGUGAGCAUGGAUCCCACGAUGCAGGAGGAGAUGGAAGCGGAGGCUUCGAGGAACAACGAAAGAGCGCGGAUAGAGCAGAUUUUGGAGAGAAGACCAGCGCGGUUGGCACGUGGAGUGUGGCGCGAGAUCUGGAGCUUUGUAAUUACGGAUAAGGAUUAA
This is a messenger RNA of Alternaria triticimaculans, 1683 nucleotides long. RefSeq lists its product as uncharacterized. Bases 1 to 1683 code for a protein of 560 amino acids. Gene Ontology annotation, cellular component: membrane. Lineage: Eukaryota; Fungi; Ascomycota; Dothideomycetes; Pleosporales; Pleosporaceae. The record is from RefSeq and is a predicted model, not a curated record. The transcript is spliced from 7 exons. Gene Ontology annotation, molecular function: amino acid transmembrane transporter activity. Gene Ontology annotation, biological process: amino acid transmembrane transport.